AAGCAAGUGGCAAAGGCUACUCAGGAGCUUGGAAGCUGCUGGCAUCGGAGGCGCCUCAGGUCGAAGCACUGACAAGAACCAUGAGCGAUAACACUGUUUCUGCUGACUGCUUUGCAGGGACAGAUCUGAAGGUCACUGGGAUUGACUUUCUCAAGAGCCAGAACGGCCCCCUGCACCACACGGAUGCAUACAGCAUCCAGAACCUGGCGGUGCGGCGCGGGUAGGCCUUCCAGCUGCAGCUCAGCUUCAGCAGGGAGCCGAAGGCCUCCGACAAGCUGGCACUGCGUUUCGGAAUCGGCCAAAACCCAAUGAAAACCAGGGGGACCCUGCUGUCGCUGAAACCAAGCGGGGAGCCGGAUCUCAGCGGGUGGCAAGUCUCCAUUGUCAAGAAAAGCGGCACAGAGUGCCUGCUGUCUGUCACCAGCUCGCCCAGAGCGCCGGUGGGAAUGUACACCCUGAACGUGAAGACCAGGAGAAACAUUUACAAGCCCGAAAAUGGUGCUAUCUACCUCUUGUUCAACCCUUGGUGCGAAGGUGAUGUCGUCUUCCUGGCUGAUGAGGCACAGAGAAAGGAGUAUGUGCUCAAUGACACAGGCUACAUCUACGUAGGGUCUGCAUACAGCAUAUACAAUAGACCCUGGAAUUUCGGGCAGUUUGAGGAAUUCAUCUUGGAAACCUGCAUGUAUCUGCUGGACAAAAGCAAACUCAAGCUGAGCAAUAGAAGGGAUCCUGUGUUUGUGUCCAGAGCCAUGUCUGCUUUGGUUAAUGCCAACGAUGACAGCGGUGUCCUGCUGGGGAACUGGUCAGGGAAUUACAGCAAUGGGACCCCCCCUAUGGAUUGGACAGGGAGUGUCAAAAUUUUGCAGCAGUAUUACAAAACGAAGAAGCCAGUUUGUUAUGGUCAAUGUUGGGUCUUCGCAGGAGUCCUCACUGCAGUCAUGCGCUGCUUGGGGAUCCCAUGCCGCUGCGUGAGUAACUUCAACUCGGCUCACGAUACGGACGAUAACCUGACAGUUGACACUUACGUGAACGAAAACGGAGACAAGCUGAGCUCAAUGUCCUUCGACUCUGUCUGGAACUUCCAUGUGUGGAACGAUGUCUGGAUGAAGCGGACAGACCUGCCGGCUGGUUUUGAUGGCUGGCAGGCAAUCGAUUCAACACCCCAGGAGCAAAGUCAAGGUAUUUUCCAGUGUGGUCCAUGCCCGGUGAAGGCUGUCCGAGAAGGGGAUGUGUAUUUGCCCUUCGACAGCAAGUUUGUGUAUGCCGAAGUGAAUGCUGACAAAGUGUACUGGCUCGUCAGGAAGGUGAAUGGCAAGAAUAAGUUCACGGAGACCCAAAACAUCGGCAUUAACAUAAGCACAAAAGCCGUGGGGCAGGACAAGCGCGAGGACAUCACUGCGGAGUACAAGUUCCCUGAAG
Leptosomus discolor (cuckoo roller) is the source of this 1419-nucleotide messenger RNA. The record is from RefSeq and is a predicted model, not a curated record. NCBI's taxonomy places the organism in Eukaryota, Metazoa, Chordata, Aves, Leptosomiformes, Leptosomidae.